CGUUGCGUCAGUUUUAGCGCGGAGUUUGUCGUUGGCGGAAAAGCUUCAUUUUGCUCAAAAAGUGAACAUUAUUUUAUUGAACAGCAGCUUGAGUGAGUUAUGUGCAGUGUUGCACUGAUGGAGGAGUAACCCAUGACAACAUGGGGUUUUAUAGCAUGCUCGUUUGAGAAAUUAUUCCACUUUACGACCAGCUAAAGCGAUGGAGCUGUCUUCUGUCUGCACAGAAAGCAUCAGCAAAGACGGAUGUAUUAUGAAGUCUGACAGAGGUCAUCGGAAAAGCAAAAUCUCAAGGGAUGUGGAGCUGGAUAUUGAAUUACUCUAUAAAGCUGUUCCUCAGCUGGCCAAGGUUUUUCACAUCAUAGACAAAAUUGGAGAGGGUACGUUCAGCUCAGUGUACCUGGGUCAGGCUCAGAUGCGAGAUGGGACCAAGGAGUUGUUUGCCCUGAAGCACCUCAUCCCAACCAGCCAUCCUACACGCAUCGCUGCUGAGCUUCAGUGUCUCACUGUUGCUGGAGGCAGAGAGAAUGUGAUGGGGGUGGCAUACUGCUUCAGGAAGGACGACCAUGUUGUGAUUGUAAUGCCCUACAUGGAGCAUCAAGCUAUUGUGGAUGUUAUUGGCUCAUUGAGCUUUGAAGAGGUCCGUCUGUACAUCUACCACUUGUUGAAGGCGCUAAGACACAUCCACCAGUUUGGUAUCAUUCACCGAGACAUCAAACCAAAUAAUUUCCUCUAUAACAGGAAGAGCAAAUUGUAUGCACUGGUGGACUUUGGCCUGGCUCAGGGUACAGCGGACACCCAGAUUGAGCUGCUGAAGGUGGAUUUGACAGGACUAUGCAAAGUGCCUCGGCCUGUGUUUGGAGAGAGGAACCUGAACAACUACACUGCGGCUCCCUCUUCCACCAAACAAGCUGCUAUUCAUACAGAGCUGGUAAAGCCCGCCAAAACGCAGGAUCCAGUUGGCCGAAGGCCCUCUGCAGCCAGCCGGGCCCCCCUGCCUGUUAGGACUCAGAGUAGCAGUCAGAAACCUGUGAGGACCAUACAGCAGGACCUCACCUGCAACUGCUACUUUACUGAACGUGUCUGCAACAUCUGCAUGUCCAGGAAGCAACAGGUGGCACCACGGGCUGGGACACCAGGCUUCAGAGCACCAGAAGUUCUCACAAAGUGUCCAAACCAAGGAACAGCCAUAGAUGUGUGGUCAGCUGGAGUGAUCCUGCUGUCAUUGCUCAGCGGCCGUUAUCCAUUCUUCAAAGCCAGCGACGACAUGAUCGCGCUCACUCAGAUCAUGACCAUACGUGGCUCCAGAGAGACCAUCCAGGCUGCUAAGGCUUUUGGUAAAGCGGUGGUGUGCAGUCGGGAGCUGCCUCGACAGGACCUCAGGACACUGUGUGAGACGCUGAGAGGACGAAAACUUGUGCCAGAUGACGUCACACCACUUCCUGAAGCAAACAGAAACUCCACUCUCACCCUCCAUUGUAAAAUCCAAGAUGACACACCAACACACUGCCCCACUGAAGGAACAUUCAGGCAGCACUCAGCUGGAGCAGGUGAAACUUCUUUGCCUCACUCUUCUAGUCUUCAAAAACACCAGGAGCUCUCAAGGAGCAAAGGAACCUCCAAUGGCCUUGCUAAGCAGAGCUCAGAGAGGGGCUGCAAAGUGGAGGAAGACAAGUCCUGA
Messenger RNA from Monopterus albus (swamp eel), 1678 nucleotides. It is a transcript of the gene cdc7, whose product is annotated as cell division cycle 7 homolog (S. cerevisiae). Gene Ontology annotation, cellular component: nucleus. The transcript has 12 exons. Bases 200 to 1678 code for a protein of 492 amino acids. Gene Ontology annotation, biological process: protein phosphorylation; mitotic DNA damage checkpoint signaling. NCBI's taxonomy places the organism in Eukaryota, Metazoa, Chordata, Actinopteri, Synbranchiformes, Synbranchidae. Gene Ontology annotation, molecular function: ATP binding; protein serine/threonine kinase activity. The record is from RefSeq and is a predicted model, not a curated record.